This is a messenger RNA of Aureococcus anophagefferens, 1539 nucleotides long. RefSeq lists its product as hypothetical. The record is from RefSeq and is a predicted model, not a curated record. The coding region runs from base 1 to 1539 and encodes 512 amino acids. The transcript has a single exon. NCBI's taxonomy places the organism in Eukaryota, Pelagophyceae, Pelagomonadales, Pelagomonadaceae.
AUGCCCGAGCCGAGCGACGACGCCGCGCCGAAGAAGCGCAAGGCCGACGGCGGCGCCGCGGCGGACGCGGCCGCCGCGCCCGGCGACGGCGCCGAGGAGGAGGACGGCGGCGACAAGAAGCGGAAGAAGAAGGCGGAGCCGCGGCGGUGGACGCAGGUCGAGGACGCCGCGCUCUGCGUCGCCGUGAAGCAGCACGGCGAGUGCAACUGGAAGUCCAUCGCCGCGGCGGUCGGAUCGCGGAACCACAUGCAGUGCCUCCAGCGCUGGAAGAAGGUGCUGAAGCCGGGCCUCGUCAAGGGCAACUGGACGCGGUCCGAGGACGAGACUUUAGCGCGGCGCCUCGAGGUCGCGGCGAGGGACCCCAACGGCAUGCAGCGCGUCGACUGGCCGGGCGUCGCGAGCCUCCUGCCGCUCCGGUCCGCGCGCGAGUGCCGCGAGCGCUGGAAGUACUGCCUGUCGCCCCUGGCCCACGGCCACCGCGACGCCGCGGGCCGCGAGGCCUACGGCGAGGGGCCCUUCGGGGGCUACCCGCCGCCCCACGCGCCGCCGCCCUACGGCCGCUACGCGCCGUUCGGCCGGCCGCCGCCGGACGUCGGGCCCCCCGAGUUCCCGCCGGGCGCGCCGCCGCCCGUCGGCCGCGACGGCGGGCCCCGGCCGCCGCCGCCCCACCCCUACGGGCCCUACGGCCGCUACGGCGAGGACUACGCCGGCGGGGACCCCGGCGACGCGCGGUGGCGCGACGCGCUCGCCGCGGAUCUCGAGAAGCGGCUCCUGGAGCAGCGGGCCGUCGUCGACGGCAUGCUCCGGGAGGUCGCGCUGCUGCGCCGCGGCCGGGACCAGCCCUGGCCCGCCGACGGCCGGCCGCCGGAGGCCGAGGCCGCGCCGCCGGCCGACGGCGCCGCGGGCGCCGCGCCCGCGACGAGCCGCGACCGCGUGUCGUCCGCGCUCGAGGUCGUCGCGCGCGCGGCCCGCGGCGAGGACCGGCCGCCGCCGGACGACGACGCCUACCGCCGCGGCGCGCCGGCGCUCUCCUUCAGCCCGCCGGGCGGCCACGACGCGGCGCGGGACCUCGCGCCGCCGAGCAUGAGCCCGCUCGGCGACCUGGGCACGCUCGGCACGUCGCCGCGGCUCCCGGGCGACGGCUACCCGCGCUACGGCGCGCCGCCGCCGGGCGGCGGCCGCGACGCCUACGGGGGCCGCUACGGCGGGUCGCCCUUCGGGUCCGCGCCGUUCCGGGGCCUCGCGCCCGCGGGCGGCACGCCGUCCAUGGAGGACGAGUCGCCGUCGUUCAUGUACUCCCAGAUCGCGCCCCUGCUCCACUCGCCGGCGAGCCCGCCGGGCUCGGGCUUCUACUACUCGCCGCACCUCGCGCCGCAGCCGCCGCGCCAGCUGAACCACGGGCCGUCGCCGUCGGGCUCGACCGCGUCGCUCGGCUCGCGGCGGAGCCCGCCGCCGCCGCGCCGCGAGCUCGGCGACGACGCGCCGCCGCCCGCGGCGGCCCUCGUCGACUUCGCCGACGCCGCGGCGUCGGCCUCCUGA